AUGGCUGGCCCAAGAGACACGGCCGAGCGAGUCGGCGCCGUCGUCGUCUCGGCUCCCGGAAAGGUGCUUCUUGCGGGCGGCUACAUUGUUCUCGACCGCAAGCACUCGGGUCUGGUCUUCGGUCUAAGUGCCCGUAUCCAUGUGCUCGCUCAGGAGAUACGGACUAGUGAAGGCGUCCAUCUCUCCGAGAUUGUUGUGCAAAGUCCCCAGUUUCUCAACGCCACCUGGCGGUACGGCUACCAUCUCGUCGCCAACGGCGGCGGUAUCAAGGUUACCCAGCUGCAAUCGGGCGCACCAGUUGACUCGAACCACUUCGUCGAGACAACGCUCAACUACGUCCUCUCCUACAUUGUACAGGUGGACAAAGACCGGUCUGCGCACGGCUUGAAACCUGCAUCUUUGCUCAUCCUGGCCGACAACGACUACUACUCCAAACCCAAGCAGGAAGCCGAGAGGCCCUCCUCCAGCUCAUCAGCCGGAGGGGAACCCCCCCGGCCCCGGUUCCGCCAUUUCGGCACCACCCUCCGUGACGCCCACAAGACCGGCCUCGGCUCCUCUGCUGCCCUCGUCACCUCGCUGACCGCCGCCCUCCUCUCCCACUAUCUCCCACCGUCGCUUUUCGACCUCACCACCCAGGAGGGCAAGCGCGUCCUGCACAACCUGGCCCAGGUCGCGCACUGCUCCGCGCAGGGCAAGAUCGGCAGCGGCUUCGACGUGGCCAGCGCCGUGUACGGCUCGUGUGUCUACCGCCGCUUCAGCCCCUCGCUGCUCGCCCGCCUGCCGGGGCCGGGCGAGGCGGGCUUCGCGGCCGCGCUGGCGGCGCUGGUGGACGACGGCGGCGGCCUGUGGGACUGCGAGAUCCGCAAGGAGCUCGUCGGCCUGCCGCCCGGCGUGGCCAUCCGCAUGUGCGACGUCGACUGCGGCACGCAGACCGUCAGCAUGGUGAAGAAGGUGCACGAGUGGCGGGACGCGAACCCCGAGGCGGUGGCGGGCGCGUACCAGGGCUUGCAGGCCCGGGUGGACGAGCUGGCGCGGGUGUUGAGGGAGCAGAGGACCGCGGAGAUAGGUGCCGUCAUGCGGCCCUUCAGGGAUAUGAUGCGGAAGUUGGGGCGGGAUAGCGGCGUGCCGAUCGAGCCCGACAGUCAGGAGGCUAUGCUGAACGCGCUGGAGAAGGUCGAAGGGGUGUACGGGACUGUCGUGCCUGGGGCGGGCGGGUACGAUGCCGCUGCGGUGGUGAUGCGGGAUGACGCGGAGACGGAGAAGAGAGUCAGGGAGUUUCUGAGAGAGUGGAGUCGGACGAACGAGAUACAGGUGCGCCUGAUGAAGGUGAAGGGGGAAACAGAAGGUGUGCGGAAGGAGGAUGUGGACGAGUUCAAGUUGUGGCUUCAUUGA
This is a messenger RNA of Thermothielavioides terrestris NRRL 8126, 1392 nucleotides long. RefSeq names its product phosphomevalonate kinase-like protein. Gene Ontology annotation, molecular function: phosphomevalonate kinase activity; ATP binding. Gene Ontology annotation, biological process: isopentenyl diphosphate biosynthetic process, mevalonate pathway; ergosterol biosynthetic process. The transcript is spliced from 3 exons. Gene Ontology annotation, cellular component: peroxisome. NCBI's taxonomy places the organism in Eukaryota, Fungi, Ascomycota, Sordariomycetes, Sordariales, Chaetomiaceae. Bases 1 to 1392 code for a protein of 463 amino acids. The record is from RefSeq and is a predicted model, not a curated record.